This is a messenger RNA of Scutellospora calospora, 187 nucleotides long. Lineage: Eukaryota; Fungi; Glomeromycota; Glomeromycetes; Diversisporales; Gigasporaceae. The record is from the annotation of a GenBank genome assembly.
CCUCAGUUAAAGGAGCAAAGCAGUUUGCUAAAGCUUUUGCAGAUGUAUUAGCUAUAAUCUCUCAAGACGAUAAAUCUAAAAUUGGUAUUGGAAUACUCACAGUAAGUAAAACCUUCUAUACCUUACAAUCGAUUACUGAACCAGUUAGAGUAGCAGACCAUGAUUUUCCUUGUGGAAACAAUCAAAA